Messenger RNA from Punctularia strigosozonata HHB-11173 SS5, 585 nucleotides. RefSeq lists its product as uncharacterized. The record is from RefSeq and is a predicted model, not a curated record. The transcript has a single exon. The annotation marks the transcript as partial. NCBI's taxonomy places the organism in Eukaryota, Fungi, Basidiomycota, Agaricomycetes, Corticiales, Punctulariaceae.
AUGAGGGCGGACCCGAGGCUGCGCGGUUUCAAGGCUCCGGGCGAGACCGAAAGAAUACUGAUCGCCCUGUUCGCCGAUGAUACGACGGUCUACCUUUCUGAAAACGAUAAGUAUUGCGACCUACUGGACGUCCUAGAAAGGUGGUGCAAAGCCUCGCGAGCUCGAUUCAACAAGAACAAAACCGAAAUCAUACCGAUCGGGACAAAGGAGUACCGCGACAUGGUGCGAAGAACGCGCUCCCUGGACGGAACUGGAGCGGACAUACCGGAGGAUGUUGAGAUCCUGAAUGAUGGCCAGGCGACGAGACUACUCGGUGCAUGGGUCGGCAACGGAAUUGACCAAGCAACCGUGUGGACAGACACAGUAAGGAAGAUCGACAAAGAGCUGCGAAGAUGGCGCGCGGCAAAGCCCACGAUGCACGCGAAAGCCCUGGUAGUACAAAUGGUGGUGGGAGGCUUAACGCAGUACAAGACACGUGUUCAGGGGAUGCCAGACUCGGUGCGCGAGGAACUAAAUAGAAGCAUUAGAAGCUUCAUAUGGGGUGAAGGACGCGGCUCACCGAUCGCGAUGGCAGAAUUACAGAGA